ACAGAUGAACCUGCAGCUACUAAUCAGCUCCACUUUGACAAGUGUAGUUGAACCUUUGUUCAAAGGCACCAAAGGAGAACAAUAUGUAAGACUCAAACAUUUCUAGCAAAGAUUGCUAUUGGCAGGACAACUAAAGCAACCCUGCAACAAGAAGUUCAUGUCCUCUCAACUGCAGCUCUUCCGCCGGCCUGCGGGGAGAAGAUGGGUCUCGUGUCCCGGACCUGCGCCUGGCUCCUGCCCUGCCUGCUGGGCUGGAGCGCCGUGGCUCUGGAGCUCCGGGAGCUGUUUGAGUUCGGAGAGGAGGCUGGAGACCGGCAGCUGCCGCAGACCCCCGACGCCUCCGUGGAGGUGCUUCUGAACCACAGCGUGAGGUUCUUCCAGGACGCCUUCCACAAAGUUUACAUUAACACCAAUGGGUUUUUGGCUUUUGAAAACCCUCCACCUGAACAGGAGUACCUUGGAAAAAUGCCAAGCCCUUUUAAAAUGAUUGCAGCUUUGCUGGGAGACCUGGACAGUGGAGGCGGCCUGGGCCGAGUCCACUUCCGGGAGGACGACAGCCCGGAGGUGCUGAGGAGAGCUGGGGAGCGCAUCAGGCUAGCUUUCCCUACACUGAAAAAAAAAUGUACAGGUGAAGAAGAGGAGCCCACGAAUGCCCUCAUCGUUACCUGGGAGAACAUGGUUGCCCAGGGGACUUUGGGACGAGGGGAUGGGCUGUUUGCUAAGAGAAAUACUUUCCAACUUGUUGUGGCUUCAACCGAGUCGGUCUCCUACGCCAUCCUGCUGUACCCUAGGGGCGGUCUGCAGUUUUUCUCCACAUCAGUUGGGGGAGAGCGUACGCUGCUAGAGGCUGGCUUCAACGAAGGCCUUGUAAAAGGCUGGAUCUGGUCCAGUCAGGGCUUGUAUGUCCGUACCACUACAGACGAUGAGACAUCCAUCAUGGAGCUCGCCACAAUGACAAACUCAGCUAAGAAUGGGAUUUGGGUCUACAAGAUCGGCGCCUUGUCUGGUUUCACUGUCAUCAUACCAGGACUGGCCUCUAGCUCCCCUGAGGAUAGACAAAUGAAUGAACUGCAGGAGCUGGACCUUUCAACCUUUGAGUCUGAGACCAUAAACACCACUGAAGAAGAGUUCCCAACUGCGACCACCACAGAGUACAAGCACCUAGAGGUCACGACUAUCAGCCCUGAAUCAACAAAACUCCAAACCCAAACACCAAAUUAUAAAGACCAUGUGGAACAAGAAGACCCAGAUUCAGACCCCGUUGCACCAACGUACAGCAGUCCUGAGGGUCAGCCCGAGGACCCUGAAAAGACUGCAACCGAAAACCCUACACAUCAGACUUUAACACAAAAACAAAUCAUUCCUGAACCCAUUAUACCAUCUCCAGACUCGGACCCAGUGCAACACCGAUACACAAACCUUGACUCUGUCCAACCAGAGUCACCACACUCACCGCACCAGUACCCCCAGGUUGUUGUGAUUGACGAAGAUGAAGAUCUUAACGUGGAUGUAUUUGGCUACAACUUGGACACGUGUAUCCACAACAGGCACAGGUGCUCUGCUUUUGCUGAAUGCAGAGAUUACAGGGACGGAUACUGCUGCCACUGUAGGCCGGGUUUCUAUGGCAACGGAAAAGACUGUGUUGCAGAAGGCAAACCCCAAAGGAUGAAUGGGAAGGUAAAUGGGCAGGUCUACGUUGGGAACUCACAGAAUCCAGUGGAGCUUAAUAACAACGAUUUGCACUCCUAUGUGGUUGCUAAUGACGGGCGAGCAUACAUCGCUAUCAGCCACAUCCCAGACAGUGUGGGCCCCUCCCUGCAGCCACUGUCCUCCGUGGGGGGAGUCAUUGGCUGGGCCUUCGCCCUUCAACAGCCUGGAUACAAGAAUGGCUUCAGUUUGAUUGGUGGAGUUUUUUCUCGCUUUGCUGAAGUGAUCUUUCAUCCUGGAAAUGAACGGCUCACCAUCAAGCAGGAGUUUGAAGGAAUAGACGAGCAUGACCACUUAGUGUUGAACACAAAACUGGAUGGUCAUGUGCCUGUCAUCCCACCUAAAAACUCUGUGGAAAUCAAACCAUACAAGGAGGUUUACCAAUACAGCAGAAACUUGAUCACCUCGUCUUCCACCCGCAACUACACCAUUAUCUCUCCGGACGGCAGUGUUCAGACCAGGAGCUACUACUGGCGUCAAACCAUCACUUUCAAGAGCUGUCCCCAUCAGGAGACCACAGGGGAGGUGCCGCCCAUCCAGCAGCUCAGCGUGGACCAGAUCUUUGUAAUGUUUGACUCUCAGAACCACCUGAUGCGCUUCGCCAUGACCAACAAGAUCGGCUCAAUCCACAGUGACCCUUCAGAGCAGAAUCCCUGUUUCACUGGUGGGCACGACUGUGACAUCAAUGCAGUGUGCAGAGCGGCUGAAGGCUCCCAGUUCAGCUGUGAAUGUACAGCUGGUUUCAGUGGAGACGGACACCUCUGUGAUGACAUAGACGAGUGCCAGUACACCUCCCGGCUGUGUGGACCCAACGCCGUCUGCUUUAAUCAGCCCGGAUCUUUCCGCUGCGAGUGCUCCCCCGGCUUUGUGUUCGCCGCUGACAGAAAGACCUGCAUAGAGGAGCAGCGGCCGGUGGAUCACUGCAGGAGGGAAAGCCAUGACUGCGACGUUCCAGAGAGAGCGAUGUGCAGCUACACCGGAGGCUCCGCCUACAUGUGCUCCUGUCUGUCAGGGUUUGAGGGGGACGGCCGCCGAUGUCAGGAUGUUGACGAGUGUCUGCAGGAGCCAUGCCACCGGGAUGCUCUCUGCUCAAACACACAGGGCUCCUACAGCUGCCAGUGCCGUCCAGGUUUCCAUGGAGACGGCUUUAGGUGCAGCCCUGCGUCCACAGAGCGCGAGAAAACUCCGUGUGAGCUGCAAAGACAAAACGCCCAAACUGCCGCCCCUUCGGGAUCCGGCUUCCUCUCUUUCUUCCGUCCUCGGCCGGUCGUCGCUCAGUACGUCCCUCAGUGCGACCAGCAUGGCGCCUACGAGCCCACGCAGUGCCACUCCAGCAUCGGACAGUGUUGGUGUGUGGACGCCAACGGACAGGAGAUCCCUGACACUCGCACUGGAGCCGUCAACACCGCCCUGUGCAUCAACCAGGCCGUGACUCCAGCCCCUGGGGGCCCCACCCCACGGCCCGACAUUCACCCCAUCUCUCCGGGAACUCACCUGGUGUUUGCCCAGAGUGGGAAGAUUGAACAUGUCCCGCUGGAUGGAUACAAGAUAAAGACAGAAGAGGCCAGACCUCUGCUUCACAUCCCCGACCGGGUGGUGAUCGCCGUUGCCUUCGACUGCGUGGAGAGAAUGGUUUACUGGACGGACAUCACCGGACCUGCAAUCAGCAAGGCCAGCCUGAGUGGAGGAGACAUUAUCCCAGUUGUCACGAAAGAGCUUCAGAGUCCUGAAGGCAUCGCCGUGGAUGAUGUGGCCCGUCUUCUUUUCUGGACCGACUCCAUGCGGGACACCAUCGAGGUGUCCAAACUGGACGGCAGCCAGCGCCUGGUCCUUUUUGAUACAGACCUGGUCAAUCCCCGACCCAUCGUCACCAACCCAGCGUAUGGGCGGAUCUACUGGGCAGACUGGGACAGAGACGGACCCAAAAUCGAGAUGUCAAACAUGGACGGGACCGAGCGGAGCGUCCUUGUCGAGGAAGACCUCGGGCUCCCCAACGGUUUGACUCUGGACGCGGACAACCAGCAGCUCUGCUGGGCAGACGCAGGAACUCAGAGGGUGGAGUGCAUGGAUCUGCACCGCCGGCUCAGGAGGCAAAUAGUUGAAGGGAUCCAAUAUCCAUUUGCUUUGGUGUCAUUUGGAAAGAAUCUCUAUUAUACAGACUGGAAGAGGGAGGCAGUGGUAGCUGUGGACCGCCACACACAGACUGAGACAGACGAGUUUCUACCACAGAAACGGUCCCGGCUGUACGGCAUCACCACGACUCCAACGCAGUGUUCACAGGUCUUUAACUACUGCUCCAACAACGGCGGCUGCUCUCACCUGUGUCUGCCGCGGCUCGGAGGGUUCACGUGCCGCUGCCCCGACGUCCACGCCAGCCGGUGCGUGGAGGCUUUCCCGUGAAUCUGCAGACAUGCAGCUGCAAGUAAAAAGACCAAACUCGUUCUGUUGUGUGUGUGUGUGUGUGUGUUAUACUUUUCUUACUUGAACGGAACUCCUCUGAAUUUUUGUGGAGCUCUUGUGUACUUUUUAGUCCUUGGAGACCGUUCCAGCUUUGGGUGCCAGUAUUUAUGAUGAUGAGUCCAAAGCCACUUCCUGUCUUUUACGGCUGAACUCAGAUUUUCAUCUUUUUGCAUCAGGGACUCCUGUGUCUAAGGUUUGUAAAAAUAUUUUACUAAGGGGUGAACAUGAAUAGAUCUGUCUGAGUCUGGAAAAUAUACUAAAAGUAUUCAUUUCUGCUUUAGAUGAAGAACGCAAAUAUUUUACAUUUGCUUGAACCAGCUACACCUCAUUUUUAUACUCUAUGCAGUUUGAUAUAAAAUAUUUUUAAAUUCUAAAUAUUUUCAAACUUUAUACAAUUAAAAAAUGGUCAUUAUUGCUCCUCUGAAUAACUCCUGAUUUUGAAAAAAUAAUGCUUGAAAACUAAUUAUAUGAAAUGAAAAUACAAAAAUGUAUUCAAUAUUUUUAUUAUUUUUUGCAGCAGUUGCAUGUAGUAUCAGUAAACCUUAAUUCAAUCUCCAUCUCUGCAGAAAUUGUUUUUUUUUUUGUUGACCAACUUGGUGCCACACUGUCACCUUGUGGCUGUAGAAGUGGAUUUUUCAUCAAACAUUUAGUUUAUUUUUUUCAAACAUUAAUACAAAACUGUGUGAUUAAAAAAAAAAACAAUAAAAAAGACAUUUAAUUUUUUAGCUCAAAGUGACAUAAAAUUGUUGUUUCUUUCUUUUUUAUCUAAAAGAAAAAACCGUGUGCCAAGAUGAAAUGAUUUAAGUGAGCUCUAUUCUGUUACCUAAAGCUCAUCUUUUUAUGUAAAAAAUGAUUCUAUAUUUGCAGUGUUUUAAUGUUAUUCUGUGUCUUUACUUUUUACUGAAAAUUAUAAUUGUGAAAGUGCUUUUAUGCUUGUUUGACAACUGAAUUUUGUAUUUUCAUAAAGAAAUCAUCAAACUGAGGCAUAGUUGUACUGUUGAAUAUACAUUGUUUAAAUGUGUUAAUUUUUUUUCAAAGAACGUUUAAUUUACAGUUAAACUCAUAACCCAACUCAUUACAAAAGCUUCCUUUAAUUACAUAAAAAGUACCAUAAUUAUGUUUUUUUUUGCGUUCUCUCUUUUCUGUUCUUGAGUGUCUAGAAAAGGUGCUUAAUUAAAGAAAAUGUGUAAAAUAUUAUUGAAUAAAAAUCAAAACUUA
Molecule: messenger RNA, 5385 nt
Organism: Oryzias latipes (Japanese medaka)
Lineage: Eukaryota; Metazoa; Chordata; Actinopteri; Beloniformes; Adrianichthyidae
Product: nidogen-1
Biological process (GO): cell-matrix adhesion; canonical Wnt signaling pathway
Cellular component (GO): plasma membrane
Molecular function (GO): calcium ion binding; Wnt receptor activity; Wnt-protein binding
Source: RefSeq, a predicted model, not a curated record